AUGGCCAUGACCUUCUUCACCGCGACCAACACGCCCCUCUUCUCUUUCUCGUGGAUACCGGACACGACCGGCCAGUACGCGGGCACCUGCAUCUUCCUCAUCGUCUUGGCUGCAAUCUUUCGAGCUCUGCUCGCUAUGAGGAUACACUUCUACGACAUCUUUGCGUACGUCACGCAUCGCCCUCAGCCGAAAGGCUGUGCGGGACAGACUAUUCGACCGUGGAGGGCGAGUGAGGUCAUGACUGUUGGUCUCCUGGAUGUCAUUAUUGCUGGUGUUGGCUAUCUGCUGAUGAUUGCUGUCAUGACGAUGAAUGUUGGUUAUUUCUUGUCAGUGCUUGCCGGGGUUUUCGUGGGGAGUGUCUUGUUCGGGCGAUUUGUCGCUGGUUCUGCCUCGCAUUGA
This is a messenger RNA of Zasmidium cellare ATCC 36951, 399 nucleotides long. RefSeq lists its product as uncharacterized. The transcript has 2 exons. The record is from RefSeq and is a predicted model, not a curated record. Gene Ontology annotation, biological process: copper ion transmembrane transport; intracellular copper ion homeostasis. The coding region runs from base 1 to 399 and encodes 132 amino acids. Lineage: Eukaryota; Fungi; Ascomycota; Dothideomycetes; Mycosphaerellales; Mycosphaerellaceae. Gene Ontology annotation, cellular component: plasma membrane. Gene Ontology annotation, molecular function: copper ion transmembrane transporter activity.